AGAUCGCCGUCGAGAUCGCCGCCGGAAGCUGCCACACGCGCCCGCACGCGCCACCAGAAGGUAGCAGCUGCUGGGACUUGCACCGGCGCGUGAGAGAGUGUGAGAGGUCCGUUUUCCGACCAGUCAACGCCGUUGACUUCGCCGUGACGUCAGCUUUCUGGAUUGGUCAAGUUUGUUCGAUUCCGAGAAGAUUUGAUUUACGGUCAACUGUCCGGGCCAGCCAGAUCAACAUAAAUUUUAAGCACAUAAAGCUUCCCUCACAAGUGUUUCCAGCUAACAUUAUAAUACUAUUCAGAUUAAGUCACAUAGGGCACAUAUACAUGAAAAUUAACGAAAAACUAAUUUUUGAAAUUUACAACUCAAUUUGGAAACCUAAACAUGAACUUGCACCAAUUUUCAGCAUGCGUGAUGAAUUUAAAAUGCAUGUAGCUGUUAGUCUAGAUAUCAGCCACAACAUCAUGCUUAACUACAAAUUCUUACCUUUUUCAACUGCGUGCCUCGCAGCCAACGCACAAGAUAUUCACGCGAUGUCGGAGCAAUCCACUCGUCCUAUGGACGACGUCGUCGUCUUUCAUCCAUGCACUAGUCUUCAAGACAUACGCUCGAUCCAACGUACGAGAAUUAUCAACCAUCAGCCCUCUCGAGGCUUAGCCACUCUCAAGAGUUACGACG
Striga hermonthica is the source of this 672-nucleotide messenger RNA. Lineage: Eukaryota; Viridiplantae; Streptophyta; Magnoliopsida; Lamiales; Orobanchaceae. The record is from the annotation of a GenBank genome assembly.